UUGCUCGCAAUGUAGUUUUCAAUAACAAAACGUGUUUCUCAUCUGCAACUUUUCGGAAAACAGAAUUUGUUUGCAGAUGUUGCAAAAUUAUUAUUAGGGGUGUGUCCAAGUUCUAGUUCCGAGAAAUGUGGCGACAAAACGGCAGAGUCUGCUCAAUUUCUGCUAUUAUAUUCUGUUACAUUUCUGUUAACACUCUGUUGAUAAAAUUUAUAGCAGACACUAAUGAAAUCUGUUUUAGCUUCAUCUGAUCCUAUUCGAGUGCUGUAGAAAUUUUUAACAUUCUAGCAAUCGGCUUGAAAACGUGUACAAUUAUCUAGGUGACACAACACAAUUAUUUUUAAAUUCCGUAUUUAACUAAACUUUUAGUUUUCUCAGCAAAUUUUUAGAUACUUUACCAUUCUUUCCAUGUGUGAUCUCAUAGGACGCCUUAGAGCGUCUGUAUUUGUUGAAGGAUAUGACUACUUCGACAGAAACCUGACACCAUUCAUGAGCUACUUAAAGGCAAAGGGCACUCACACUGACUACAUGAUGAACAUUUUCGUCACCAAGACUUUCCCCAAUCAUCACACGAUGGCAACGGGAUUUUACGCAGAGACACAUGGAGUUGUAGAUAAUGAAUUUUUUGAUCCUAGCAAAGAUAAUAUUACUAAGUACUCAUACGAGCUGUAUCAUUACAACAAUAACAUUCUUCCUAUUUGGACGGUAAAUGAAAAGAACGGCAGACGCAGCGGCACGAUGAUGUGGCCGGGCUCUGUGUUUGAAUAUCAAGGAACGUCACCUACUUUCGCACAAGCUUUUAAUGACACGAUUUCGUGGGAGAAGCGGAUUGAUGAACUAUUAUCGUGGUUUGUACAUCCCACAAACCCAAUAAACUUGGGGAUAUUAUACAUCGAGGACCCAGAUUACCACGGCCACGUCAUAGGGAUAAACGGCCCCGAAUUUAAUCAAAUUCUCAGAAAAUUGGAUAAUAUCACAAAAUAUAUGCAUGACAAAAUUGAUUAUUACGGCUUGACAGACGAUCUUAAUGUGAUUCACUUAAGUGACCAUGGCAUGGCUUCAGUCACAAUGGAAAGAAUAAUAAAUUUAACAAAUUACAUCAAUGUUAGUGAUUAUACAUUCGUGGGGACCUCUCCGGGAUUACAUAUCUAUCCACAUCCUGGAAAAGAGGAAAUUAUUUACGAGAAAUUAAAGUCUGCCGCGGAACAAACAAAAACGUUUAAAGUAUAUAAAAGAGAAGAUAUCCCGAAUAAGUAUCAUUAUGGCAAUAAUACUCGAGUAGGACCCAUUUUUGUCAUAGCUGAGGUUGGAUAUGCAUUUCAGAAUCUUUACGAUACUAUAGAAUAUUAUAAACGGAAAUUUAAUAUUACAGUUAACAAUCAGACAGAGUUUGGGCUGCAUGGUUAUAAUAAUGAAGCUAAAGAAAUGCAUCCAUUCUUUUUUGCGAAUGGACCUGCUUUUAUGCCAAGAUGUAAAUUAGAGCCCUUUAACAAUACGAAUUUAUUUCCCUUGUUUUGCGAAAUACUUAAUUUAAAGUGCCCCAUGGUUAAUGGCACUUUAUCUCAUAUAACAAAGUGCCUUAGGACACAAUCGAAAGAUAUAUCAAUAUCUACGUAUAAAAUAUUCAUUGCAGUUAUUAUAACCACCAUGUUAAUAAAAAUUUCGGUACUAACGACAAUAAUUUAUAGAAAAAAACGAAAGUUAGCAUAUAAUUAUAGGCAAUCGUAUUAUACAUUGGGCGAAUAAGAUAUUACGAUUGAUAAUAACAUGACAUCAUUUAUACUUUUGUUAGAUUUUAGUUAGUAAAUUAUUUUAAUACAUAACAGGGAUGUUAUGCGAAAGAGACAUAAAUUAUUAUGUUUUUAAUCAUGUGAAUAGUACAAAUGUAAUGUUUUAUUUCCCUGGAUCUCCAUGUUGUAAGAAAGGUCAUGUUCAUUAGAUAUAAUUUAGAUAUUUAAUGAGAUUAUUUAUAUUAGUAUUGAUACAGAUUUUUAGAUAUUUA
Messenger RNA from Vollenhovia emeryi, 1999 nucleotides. Its product is annotated as ectonucleotide pyrophosphatase/phosphodiesterase family member 5-like. Lineage: Eukaryota; Metazoa; Arthropoda; Insecta; Hymenoptera; Formicidae. Bases 406 to 1743 code for a protein of 445 amino acids. The record is from RefSeq and is a predicted model, not a curated record. The transcript has 8 exons.